Messenger RNA from Astyanax mexicanus (Mexican tetra), 5524 nucleotides. It is a transcript of the gene slc26a6.2, whose product is annotated as solute carrier family 26 member 6. Gene Ontology annotation, molecular function: chloride transmembrane transporter activity; secondary active sulfate transmembrane transporter activity; bicarbonate transmembrane transporter activity. Gene Ontology annotation, cellular component: membrane. Gene Ontology annotation, biological process: transmembrane transport. The record is from RefSeq and is a predicted model, not a curated record. The transcript is spliced from 19 exons. The coding region runs from base 870 to 3017 and encodes 715 amino acids. NCBI's taxonomy places the organism in Eukaryota, Metazoa, Chordata, Actinopteri, Characiformes, Acestrorhamphidae.
UAAGACCACUCUGAUCUGAGAUCCGGCCCCUUAGAGCGUCAGUCUGUCGGUCUUUUGCAACCGUCUCAGAUCUGAGACUUUGAUCUUUAACCUGGAAGUGUCCUGGGAGUGUGUGUGUGUGUGUGUGUGAUGUAUAUGAACCUCAUUAAUAGCAGACAGGUGAGGAUACACAUUAACGAGGGAGUCUAAAUACGCUGAGGAGGUGGAGGUGUGGAGAUGGUCACAGCUCUUCUUCUAUCGUACCUGUCUAAUUCCUGCUGAUCUGUUCAUCUGCUGAUCACUGGGACUCACUCCCAAAGCUUAUUUACUGAGCGUCUCUGUAGGAUUCAUUUAUGCUACGCAGGUGAGGUUUAAACAGGUGAAGUGUGAGCAGGUGAAGUACGAGCAGGUAAGGUAAGGUACGAGUAGGUUAGGUACAGGCAGGUUGAUUGUGAGCAGGUGCGGUACAUGUAAGUGAGGUACAGACAGGUGAGGUUUAACCAGGUGUAACCAGACGGAUGUACAACCUACAGUUUUAUCUUCUAAUUUGCUAAAAAAAAAAAGAUAUUUAAAAUGUAAGUGAACACACCUCUCACCUGUGUUUAAUAGUUCGUAUCUGCUGAGACCUGUUAUCUCUCAUUCUUAAUUUAUUCUGUACUAGUGCACUACCUACGGUGAGGUUUAACCAGGUGAGGUACAGGCAGGUGAGGUUUAACCAGUUGAGGUACAGACUUGAAGUUUAACCAGGUGAGGUACAGACUUGAAGUUUAACCAGGUGAGGUACAGACUUGAAGUUUACAGACAGGUGAGGUUUAACCAGGUGAAACAGGUGAGGUACAGGCAGGUGAGAAGAAGACCUGAAUCCCCGGAGGUUGUGAGGGAACCUCAGCAUGGUUGUGGAGAUGGAGAGCAGGAAGCGGGUGGGGUACCACGUCGAGAGGGACGUUAUGGAUGAAAUAGUUGUGGAUUCGGUGGCGGAAAAACUGGACGUCACAACAUCCGUUAAAGAUAAGCUGAAGGAGUCAAUGAGGUGUUCUGGUCCUCAGGUGAAGAGCUGCUUCCUGUCGUGUAUUCCUCUGCUGGCAUGGCUGCCUCGAUACCCAUUCAAAGAAAAUGCAUUUGGAGACCUGGUCUCGGGAAUCAGCGUGGGCAUCAUGCAUUUACCACAAGGUAUGGCAUAUGCCCUGCUUGCAGCUGUGCCUCCUGUCUUUGGGCUCUACUCAUCUUUCUACCCGAUCCUCAUCUACUUCAUUUUCGGGACGUCUAAGCACAUCUCAGUGGGUACGUACGCAGUGAUGAGCGUGAUGAUCGGCAGUGUGACGGAGCGUCUGGCCCCGGAUUCAGAUUUCACCCUGUGGAAUAAUAUCUCCAACAGCAGUGAAAUAAACUUUGAGGCUCGGGACAUCGAGCGGGUUAAAAUCGCUGCAGCCGUCACCUUCCUCUCUGGCAUCUUCCAGCUGCUUUUAGGUCUGGUCCAGUUCGGCUUCGUGGUGACGUAUCUUUCAGAACCACUGGUUAGAGCCUACACCACAGCAGCAGCCAUCCACGUCAUCGUCUCCCAGCUCAAAUACUCAUUCGGCAUCAGCGCCACACGCUUCAGUGGACCCCUGUCUCUUAUAUAUACAGUACUGGAGGUGUGUUCACUGCUUGGGCAAACGAAUAUCGGUACUCUGGUGGUGAGCAUCGUAACCAUUGUGUGUUUGAUUAUUGCCAAGGAACUGAACUCCUGGCUGGCACGGAAACUUCCUGUUCCUGUACCUGUUGAGCUCAUAGCUAUCAUUAUAGCCACUGUGUUGUCCUGGCAGUUUGACUUCAAGACUGAGUACAAAGUGGAGGUUGUGGGUUCAAUUCCAUCAGGUCUACAGCCUCCGAAGUUGCCGGCGUUCUCUAUGAUGGGGUCUAUGAUUGGAGAUGCGUUUGCUCUCGCUGUUGUGGGAUACGGAAUUGCGAUUUCUCUUGGCAGAAUCUUUGCUCUAAAAUAUGGCUACAAAGUUGACAGCAACCAGGAGCUGGUAGCCCUGGGUCUCAGUAACUCUAUUGGAGGGGUGUUCCAGUGUUUCGCCAUCAGCUGCUCCAUGUCCCGGACGAUGGUGCAGAUCAGCACAGGUGGGAAGACUCAGGUUGCAGGUGCUCUCUCUGCAAUAGUGAUGCUGGUGAUUUUGCUCUGGAUUGGAUCUCUAUUUGAGGAUCUGCCAAAGGCAGUGUUGGCUGCUAUAAUCUAUGUAAACCUGCACGGUAUGAUGAAGCAGUUUGCAGACAUUCCAUCUCUCUGGCGGAGCAACAAAGUGGACAUGCUGGUGUGGCUGGUGACGUUCGUCCUGACCUUGCUGUUAAACCCUGAUCUGGGUCUGGCCGCCUCCAUCGCCUUCUCCAUGCUCACUGUCAUCUUCAGAACUCAGCUGCCUAAGUAUUCUCUCCUGGGUCAGGUUCCGGGGACUGAUAUCUACAGGCCGGUGGAGGACUAUAAUCAGGUUACGCAGAUUCCUGGUAUAGUGAUUUUCCGUUCGUCUGCUACACUAUACUUCGCCAAUGCUGAGAUGUACACAGAUCACCUAUAUGAAAAGAGUGGGGUGGAUGUGACUAAGCUCCUCAAUCACAAGAAGAAACUGGAGGCCAAGCGACUCCGACAGGAGAAGAAAGAAGCAAAGAAAAAAGCAAAAGAGACGGUGGAGGUGUCAGAGCUGACAGGUAACGGGCAGCAGAGCGGUAAGGAUGUGGUGGUCGUGGUGGCCGGACCCCAGCUCGACCCCAGCCUCGACCCCUCCCUCCCCAAGGCCAUCAUACUGGACCUCAGUCCGGUUAACUUCCUGGAUACAGUGGGAGUGAAAACAUUACGCAACAUCAUUAAAGACUACGGGGAUGCAGGAGUUAAAGUGUUCUUAUCCGGCUGUCAGAGUUGUGUUAUUGAGAAUUUGGAGACGGGAGAUUUCUUCAGUGAGAAAAUCACUAAAGCCGUGAUCUUCUCUACCGUCCAUGACGCUGUCCUACACUGCCAGGAAGAGGACACCAAGAAGUUAAAGAAUGGAACGCAUUUCUAAACCCAGAUCCAGACCCACCUCACAUGUGGAACAGCAUGAGAAAACAUCACUUCCUGUCUCAUCAGUGUCAUACAGAAACCUCAUAUCUCCUGAGCAGUGAGCAGUGAUAAAAAAUAACAAUUAACUUAAAUCAACAAGUUACUGUACAUUAAAAAAAAAUCUUAAAAGUAAUUUUAGACUAUUUUGAUUGGGCGUUUAUGAUGAAUCAUGUAUGAAAAUGUAAAGAGCAGCUCCUGAUUUGAAUUGAAAAAAAGGGGUUGUGAGUUUUUCUUAUGAACACCAUGAUUUGUAAAUCUGUCCCAUUAUUAAAUGGCUGUUUGUAAUGAUGCUGAUAUCUAGAACAACCUGUGGUUCCCUACAGUAUGCAAACAUCAGCAUGUCGGAAUCUGCUGCCACCUUAAAUCACCUGUAAGAGGAGGUUCAUCACCUGGUGAGAGAGUUCAACUGGUUUGUGUUGAACUUUAUUUGAAGGGAACCUACAAAAAGGCUUCGAAACACAUAAAAAAAACACUGUUUGAGUAUGUAUAAACAGCUUAUUAUAUUCUAUUCAAUUCUAUUCUAAGUCUCUGUAUGAUAUUGAUAUAACAUGCAUGUUGCAGUGGUGAAUAUUAUAUUUAAAGCUUCACAUAUAUAUAUGCUUUAUUCAAAACUCAUGUUUUUGUAUUUCCACUUGAGUCCCGACACUUCACCCCCGCCCAUUAGAUAAUUUAAAGAAACCAUUUCAGUAUCUAUUGCAACCUCAGAAAAGUAGAAAUUAGCCAGCAGACUGUUUUGCUAUUCAGUACAAACUCCCUUCAGUUCUUGUCUUUUGCCGUUUUCUGGUUCAGAACCUCAGACAGAUUCAACAGGAUUAACCAGCAGACUUUGUUUGAGGGAGAGAUCUAUACCUUCUGUUUGUGGCGAGUCAGCAGAUGAGGGAGAUGUAAGAACAUUCAAAUAAGACUUUUUUGUGCUUCUAUCACAGUUAAGCAUUAAACUAGUUCGUGUUUUGAAUUUUAGCACAAGCUAACGCUAACGUGUGCUAAAUGCUUAGCGUAAACAUAGAGCAAUUUUGGCAACAACUUAUUUGCAUAAAAGUGACAGAGCCCUUAAACGGCUCAUUCUAAAAAGGGACUAACACUCUGCAUUGCCGAGUAGCAUCACAGCGCUAACGCACGGAGGAAAGCGCAGCGACUCGGUUCUGAUACAUCAGCUCACAGACGCAGCCUUGUGCUGAUCCACAUCACCCUAGGAGUGAUGAGGGAAAAAAGAGAGCGCGAUCUACUGUACUGUACCCACCCAGAGAGAGCAAGAACAACUGUGCUCUCUCAGGACUCCUCAGGUCUUAUGAAGCCUCUGUGUAGGAAGCCUUAAAAUAUUGUUUUAUAAUGUUUACGCCCACGCCCACUAUCACAGCCCGGCAUAUAAUCACCAAUAAUCACCCUCACUAACUUAUUACAGUCUGAUUACAGUCAGCGCUUAUAUACUCACACACACACACACCUCUAAUAAUAGGCAUACAGUGUCCCCAGUGCUGUAGCGGUGAUGGAGCACUGGGGACACUGUAUGCCUAUUAUUAGAGGUGUGUGUGUGUGUGUGUGUAUAUAAAAAGCCUGAUUGUUUGUUUGUUUUUCCCAAGAAUGACUUGAUAAGAAUCACUUGUGUAUUGGAACACAUUUCCCCAGAAGUUCAUCUAUAAAGUCAAACUCAUUUCACAAAAAAAAUGAUGACUAAAACUGACUUGAUAAGUUUCGCAACUUUCUGCAUUCGCUUUUUUUAAGUAACUCUAGUUUCAGAUAAAUUUAAGUAACUUCAACUCGGUUUCAAGAUUUAAAUGUUACAUACAUAGAUUAAUACAUGCCAUCCAUGUGUUGAGACAUUGAAUAUGUUUGUUUUAACUAAAAAUAUAAACAUUUCAGGAAUUAUAAUAUAUUAUGUAUCAUAAAUUAUUUGAGUAAUUGUAAUUAGGUAAUAUUGUUCACAGAAAUUAAGUAAAGUUUACUAAAAGAAAGGAUUGAUUCAGUAAUGUCAGCACACCACCAAGAAGGACCGACCACAUCCAACAGGAUUAACUGUGGAUGCUGUGAGAGGAAGCUGUCUGAAAGGGAUGUUCGGGUGCUAACCCGGAUUGUAUCCAAAAAAAAUAAAACCACGGCUGAUCAAAUCACGCAGAACUGUCCGUCACCACAAUAAAUUAUUUUGCUCUAAAACCAGGCGUUUCAGUUAAAUUGUCCAACCCCUGUACAAUGACAUUGUAAUCCCACACUUUCCUCUGGGUGCAUCUAUUGCUGCCGUUUCUUUGCGGAUGACUGUAUAAAUAAUCACUGUACAUGAGUAUGAUGACUUUUUUUAAGGCAGCCAGUUUAAAAAUCUUUAGAACAGUAUUAAAUGGGAUAAAUACAGUAUGUGUAUAAGAUUAUAACAUGUUAGCUAGUGUUUAUUAUAACAUUUCCUGUUUGUAAUGAAUUUUCGCAAAAGAUUAUUAUAACCUGUAUAUUAACUUAUGAACAAUAAAAAUUAAAAACUUU